Molecule: messenger RNA, 762 nt
Organism: Dovyalis caffra
Lineage: Eukaryota; Viridiplantae; Streptophyta; Magnoliopsida; Malpighiales; Salicaceae
Source: the annotation of a GenBank genome assembly
AUGCAUGGAGCGAUCCAAUCAUAUUUAGGUAUUUUAACCAAAGCUCUUCUCUCAACUACCAAAGAAACUGUGUUGAAGGAAUUCCAUGAACAGAGAGCUCUCAAGAUUAUCUCUGGUUUGCAGAAUUUUAAUAAAGAGAAUGUUGCUUCAGUUGUUACUGCUGCAGACAAGGUUUGUGUUUCUUCUGUGGAACCAGCAGCAUUUCUAGCUGCUGCUGAAGCAGGAGCACUGAUGGUGGAAAUUGGAAAUUACGAUUCGUUUUAUGACCAAGGAACAAUCUUCUCUCCAGAGCAGAAGAAACUUGUGCAGAUAUUAAAUCUGACGAAGGAGACUAAGAGGAUCCUUCCAUCUGUGACAUUAUCAGUCACUGUGCCUCACACCCUAAGUCUCCCUGAUCAGGUCAAGCUCGCAGAGCGAUUAGAACAAGAAGGUGUUGACAUUAUACAGACUGAGGGAGGAAAAUGUUCUAAUCCUUCAAAAUCUGGUGUUCUUGGUUUGAUUGAGAAGGCAACUCCAACCUUAGCAGCAGCAUAUUCUAUUUCAAGGGCUGUCAAGAUUCCUGUUAUGUGUUCUUCUGGACUCAGCUCAGUUACAGCUCCAAUGGCCAUCACAGCAGGGGCAGCUGGUGUGGGUGUGGGCUCAGCAAUUAACAAGCUAAAUGACGUGGUAGCGAUGAUUGCAGAAGUCAGAAGCAUUGCAGAUUCUUUAGGCAUUUCAGCUUAUAGAUACACCUCAUCUGAAGAAAAAUCUUUGACAUUGUAA